Messenger RNA from Silurus meridionalis, 3217 nucleotides. It is a transcript of the gene msh4, whose product is annotated as mutS homolog 4. The coding region runs from base 152 to 2926 and encodes 924 amino acids. Gene Ontology annotation, biological process: mismatch repair; reciprocal meiotic recombination. The record is from RefSeq and is a predicted model, not a curated record. Gene Ontology annotation, cellular component: nucleus. The transcript has 21 exons. NCBI's taxonomy places the organism in Eukaryota, Metazoa, Chordata, Actinopteri, Siluriformes, Siluridae. Gene Ontology annotation, molecular function: ATP binding; ATP-dependent DNA damage sensor activity; mismatched DNA binding.
AAAUAAGGUCGUGUGUGUGAGAAAGAUAAAUAGGCCGCUAGGUGGCGCGGAACUUUGGCGCUAAACCGAACACCUCACGAUCACUUGAAUGAGACCGGAUACUUCACUCUCCGCUGUCUGUUCACAUUACCGGACCGAUCCGGAUGUCUAAAUGCUCCGUAGCAGCACUGAGGAGGUUACGGCCGGAUACAGUUCAGAAACCGGCGCUAUCAGUUCAUCCGGGAGUGAGCGCAGCUUCAGCGCAGCUCUGCGCAGGCGGCAGGAGGAUGGAGCAAUGUACCGGUGUCCCCUGUCCCGCUCACACACACCACAAAGCGCUACCUCCUGCUCCGGUCCUGGAUCAACCUCCGCCACUGUAGCUGGUGUCCAGACAACUCCGGCUCCAGCAGGUGUGAACAGGGUGAACUCGUCCAGCUCGUCAUGGACCGGUGGUGGGAUCUACAGCUCGUUGUGCAGGAGCUCGAGCACUCCUUGCCUCAGGAAGACACCAGGCUCAGCUUCACGCACCCUGCUGGGACCAGCUGCACAGAGGGAGCUCAACAUGACAUCGUCCUCAUCUGCAUCUGUGUCUCAUGCUGCAUCUGUGAUUGUGGCUGUGGUGGAAGGCCGGGGUUUAGCCAGAGGAGAAAUUGGCAUGGCCAGCAUCAACACAAAGUCCCCUGAGUUGGUACUCUCACAGUUUGCAGAUACUGGGACUUAUGCCAAGGUCAUUACCAAACUGCAUAUCUUGAUGCCUCUUGAGAUUCUGAUGCCAGACACUGCAAGUGAGAAAGGCCACGGAACCAAGCUGUUCAAUAUCAUCACGGAGAACUUUCCGUCUGUAGGCUUCACAGCCAUUCAGAGGAAGUACUUUAACGAAAAGAAAGGACUGGAGUACAUCCAGCAGCUCUGUGCACCCGAGUUCAACACUGUUCUUAUGGAUGUACAAACUAAGUACUACUGUCUGGCGGCCGCAGCUGCGCUCCUUAAGUACUUUGAGUUCAUUCAGAACUCAGUCUAUGCUCCUAAAUCUCUAAAAGUUAACUUCACUGGCAGUGAGCAGACUGCCAUGAUUGAUGCAGUAUCAGCCAGGAACUUGGAGCUGGUGAUUAACAACAGGGACCACAGGAGUGAACACACUCUUCUUGAGGUCUUAAACUAUACCAAGACACCUGGUGGUGAGAGGAGGCUUCGCUCUAACAUUCUGGAGCCUCUGCUGGAUGUCGACACCAUUAACACACGACUGGACGCCAUCCAGGAGCUGCUGCAGGGUGAGGAAAUCUUCUUUGGUCUCAAGAGUGCAAUCACACAAUUCUUGGAUAUAGAUCAGCUGCUCUCUGCUCUUGUGCAGCUCCCUAAGCAAGAGACGGUUGAAGUGGCCGAGGCCAAGAUAAUGCACGUCAUUCAGCUGAAACACACGCUAGAAUUGAUUGAACCACUCAAGAUGGUGUUGAAGGACGCUAAGACAGCCUUACUGAAAGCUUAUUACACUUCACUAGAUGAUAGCAGGUUUAACAGCAUUCUGGACCAAAUCAAAACAGUGAUCAACAAUGACACCAGCUAUAUGAAGGGCAGUCUGAAUAUGCGCACACAAAAGUGCUACGCUGUACGCCCCAAUGUCAACGAAUUGCUAGACAUUGCACGUCGAGCCUACACUGAAGUAGUGGAUGAUGUAGCAGGUUUAGUAGAUCAGCUCGGAGAGAAGUAUGGCCUUCCACUGCGCACUAGUUUUAACACUGCUCGAGGUUUUUUCAUCCAGAUGAGGCUGGAAGGUUUUGGUCUGCCUGAUGGACAACUCCCAGGAGAGUUUAUCAAAGUAACUAGACAAAAAAACAACUACAGCUUUACUACGUUGGACCUGAUGAAGAUGAAUGAUCGCUGUGAUGAAGCUUUGAAGGAGAUAUUUCACAUGUCUUAUAUCGUGGUAUGCAGGUUACUCAGCGAGGUGUAUAAACAUAUUCACUGCUUGUAUAAGCUGUCUGAUGCCGUGUCCAUGCUGGAUAUGCUGCUGUCCCUUGCCAAUGUUUGCACUAUUUCAGAGUACGUGCGCCCUGAAUUCACCGAUACACUGGCAAUAAGACAAGGACGCCAUCCGAUUCUGGAACGCAUUGCUGGCCAGCAGCCCAUCCCCAACAACAGCCAUAUCACUGAGGGAAGCAACUUUGUUAUAAUCACAGGCCCAAACAUGAGUGGCAAGUCCACUUACCUCAAACAGGUGGCCCUCAGCCAAAUCAUGGCUCAGAUAGGAUCAUAUGUGCCUGCCGAAUUUGCCUCGUUCCGUGUUGCUGAUCAGAUAUUCACACGGAUAGGAGUAGAUGAUGAUUUUGAGACCAACUCCUCAACAUUUAUGGUUGAGAUGAAGGAGGUCUCCUACAUAAUACACAAUGCGAGUAACAGGUCACUGAUUAUAAUUGAUGAGCUGGGACGUGGCACUAGUGCCGAGGAGGGCAUCGGAAUUUGUCAUUCGGUUUGCGAGUUCCUCAUCAAUCUGAAGGCCUUCACUCUGUUUGCCACCCACUUCCUGGAGCUGUGUCAGUUGGAGACUCUUUACCCUAACGUCGAGAAUCAACACAUGCAGGUCCAGCACAUGUGUGGGACUGAGAACAGCACAGAGAGUGUGGUCUACACCUACCUGCUGACUCAAGGCUUUUCUGAGGAAAGCAACUACGGCAUAAGAGCAGCAGAAAACACAUCAUUUCCACUAUCCAUCAUCCAGGAGGCUAAGUCUAUAUCAGCCAAAGUUAGCCAAAAGUUAUGGGCUAAGCAUCAUAGUGACCCAACCACACUGCGACAAGGGAUAGUGUUUCGUCUGGCCACAAGAUUGUUACAGACAGCCCGAAACUCCAGGCUGGAUCCAGACAGUCUCCGUCUUUACCUAAAAGGCCUAAAGAGAAACUAUGAAGUUGAGUUAAAGGACAGAUUAGGGUCCAUGGACACAGAAGAGUGAUGCCCACUUCACCUAAACUAACAGAAAUAAACUGGAUUUUAAGAUCUUAGCCACAUUGUGUAAAUCCAGUAUCACAACUGGUGACUGACUUAGUUGUUUUAAAGGGGACCUGUUUAAUCAGAUUGCCCAGAUAUUGUUCUGAUUUUGUUCUCUGAUGCACAAAGACAAUUAAAACUGCUUUGUUGGUUUAUACUCUACAGCAUGUUGAGCAGGAAACAUAUGUUUGGCUUUCCUAUUAAAGAAUUAACUAAAUAAGAUAUAUUACUUUUUCUUCACUAGGCCAUCCACCAU